Closterium sp. Naga37s-1 is the source of this 643-nucleotide messenger RNA. NCBI's taxonomy places the organism in Eukaryota, Viridiplantae, Streptophyta, Zygnematophyceae, Desmidiales, Closteriaceae. The record is from the annotation of a GenBank genome assembly.
AGGAUGUGGGCCUGGGACUAAGACGCCCAAGGUGCACUGCACACUCUCCUUAUGCCCUUCCCUCGUCCCCUAUCCCCUUCUCCCCAUCUCCCCAUCUCCCCCUCCCCUUCAGAUGAUGUGGUCGUGGGACUAUGAUGCUCGAGACGCCGACCUACUAGCCAUGGCAGACCAAUCUGUGCUUCGCCACACCAUGCACUUCCCCCACUCCACCACCUCCCCCCACGCCCUCCACCAAAACUCGUUUGCGGCCGCCACCACCGCUGCUGCAGAAGCAGCUGCAGCGGCCGUGGCAGCAUGUGAGGGCUCUGGGCUGGAAGCGAUCCCGUCUGGAGCUGCCAAAGCUGCUGCCAAGGCUGCUGCUGCCAAAGCUGCUGCUGUGGCUGUGACCUCCUCGCAGGGAUCCGGGGUGGAUGCGGUGACGCCUGGUGCUGCCCGGAUGGCUGGUGCUGCGGCUGCAGUGGCGCUGGUUGCUGGGCGAGAGGAGGAGGGGCAGCAGGGGGGGAAAGGGAGGGCGAGCCCCUUGAGACCAGGUAAGCGGUGGGGCCCUGGGGGAUAUGGGAUGCCGUCUGGUGCGGCCAAAAUGGCUGCCGUUGCUGCAGUGGCGCUGGUUGCUGGGCGAGAGGAGGAGGGGCAGGCCCCUUGA